AUGAAGUCCGAACUAGAAAUAAGAGAAAGCAGAAAGAUGGGUCGUAAAGUAGUAGUAGCUGUAUGUACGCUUAAUCAAUGGGCCCUUGACUUCGAAGGUAAUUUACGGAGAAUCCUAGAAUCAAUUCAGGAAGCCAAAGAACAGGGCGCUCUAUAUAGAACGGGACCUGAAUUAGAGAUUUGUGGGUACAGCUGCGAAGAUCACUUCCACGAACCGGACACGUUCCUUCAUAGUUGGCAGGUUUUAGCGGAGCUGCUAAAGUCUUCAACAUGCCAAGAUAUCCUCAUAGAUGUCGGCAUGCCCGUCCAACAUCGCAAUGUGUCUUACAACUGUCGUGUAGUGUUUCUGAAUAAGAAAAUUCUGCUUGUCCGACCAAAGAUGAUGAUGUGUGAAGAUGGUAACUACAGGGAGUCGCGAUGGUUUUCUUGUUGGACAAAGGAACGACAAAUAGAAGACUAUUUUUUGCCACGCAUGAUUGCUAAUAUUACAAAUCAGACGACAGUACCCAUAGGCGAUGGUGUUAUAGCUACUAAAGACACUUGCAUUGGUUUUGAAAUUUGCGAAGAAUUGUGGAAUCCGCAAAGUCGACACAUUCCCUUAGGCCUGGACGGAGUAGAGAUUAUUUCGAAUGGUUCCGGUAGUUACAUGGAGUUACGAAAAGCGUAUGUGACCGUGGAUUUAGUUAAAAGCGCCACUUUUAAAAGUGGUGGUGCAUAUUUAUUCAGUAAUCUAAGAGGAUGUGAUGGCCAGAGAAUUUAUUUCAACGGGUGUUCAUGUGUGGCUGUGAAUGGGAAUAUUGUUAGUAGAGGAUUACAAUUCGCUCUACAAGACGUGGAAGUUACAACAGCUACUAUAGAUCUUGAGGACAUAAGGUCUUAUCGCAAUAAAAUACGUUCGAGAAGCCAUGUCGCUGCAUCGAACCCCCCAUUUCCCAGAAUCACAAUUGAUUUUGCCCUGUCAGAUGACAGUGACAUGUGCCUCAUAGUGAAUCGACCCAUUGAAUGGAAAUAUUUAACCCCGGAAGAAGAAAUAGCAUUGGGUCCAGCUUGUUGGUUGUGGGAUUACCUAAGAAGGUCGGGGCAAGGUGGGUUCUUUCUACCGCUAAGUGGAGGAGUGGAUUCGUCUAGUACUGCAUGCAUCGUGUUUUCCAUGUGCACUUUGAUAUGUGAAGCCGUUGAACGAGGAGAAUCGCACGUCUUAGACGAUGUACGUAGAGUCGUGUGUGAUUCCGAGUAUACUCCUAAAAACCCAAAGGAACUGUGCAAUAAAUUGCUUGUCACUUGUUAUAUGGCUUCUGAGAAUUCUAGCCAAGAAACAAACCAGCGGGCUAAGCAGCUUGCCAGUGAAAUUGGGAGCUACCAUUUCCCAGUGCUGAUAGAUACAGCAGUUAAAGCCGUAGUUGGUAUUUUUCAAGCUGCUACAGGGCUUAUACCAAAGUUCAAAAGCAACGGCGGAUGUGUACGAGAGAAUCUCGCGUUACAAAAUAUUCAGGCUCGAGUAAGGAUGGUCCUUUCGUAUUUGUUCGCGCAACUAAUGCUGUGGGUGCAGGGCAGACCUGGUUGUCUGCUAGUGUUGGGGUCUUCCAACGUAGACGAGGCGUUACGCGGUUACCUCACCAAAUACGAUUGCUCUAGUGCUGAUGUUAACCCUAUUGGUGGCAUAUCCAAGACGGACUUGAAGUCUUUUUUGCUUUAUGCCACAAACCGGUACAGAUUACCAGCUCUCUCCGACAUCCUCGAAGCCCCACCGACCGCUGAGUUAGAACCCCUAGCAGAGGGUAAAAUAACUCAAACUGACGAACAAGAUAUGGGCAUGACCUACGCGGAGCUAUCAGAAUUCGGACGUCUAAGGAAAAUGCACUCCUGUGGGCCGUAUGGAAUGUUUGAAAAGCUGCUUCAUACUUGGAGUGAGAGAACACCACAGGAGGUUGCCGAUAAAGUGAAACAUUUCUUUCGCUGCUACGCAAUUAAUCGGCAUAAAAUGACAGUUCUGACACCGUCAUACCACGCCGAAACGUACAGCCCAGAUGACAAUCGGUUCGAUCAUCGGCCUUUCUUAUACCCAGUGAACUGGCACUGGCAGUUUCGGCAGAUUGACGAGUCAGUAAGCCUGAUGACUAAAAUUCAAGAGACGGAAUCUGCCUAA
Messenger RNA from Leptosia nina, 2145 nucleotides. Lineage: Eukaryota; Metazoa; Arthropoda; Insecta; Lepidoptera; Pieridae. The record is from the annotation of a GenBank genome assembly.